UAUUUCACCAAGAACUCGGCAAAAUUCCUGAUGUUAUGGGAUAGUUUGCUCAUCACCUAAUGGAUAUACUUCACCUAACAUCCUGAUUACUAUUCAGGAUCUUUCAAUGAGCAUGUUUACCAGAAGCUCUUUUUGCUCCUCUCACUCGAUCAAGUGAUAUGACACUAUCAUUAGCUUCUAUUGACAUGUUUUCAGCUAUAUAUCUACUACUCAAGACAACUGAUUUCAUGUAUUUUCUUCGAAGGAAUAUUGUGUAGAAAGUUUCGGGAAGACCAUGAGCUGAAGUUAAUUAUCAUAUAAUUUAUAAAUUUAUACAUUCAUUUCAACAAAAUUUAUAAAUUUAUACAUUCAUUUCAACAGUUUACACAACAAAUCAAAACAAAAAAUUGGCUCUCCCAAGUCCAUGUCCAAAUAUAUAAUUAACUGAUUUAGUAAAACUUGGAUUUCAUGCAGUAUAAGGAAUUUUCUUUUUGGUACAUUCAUGAUGUAGGGAUUUAAUCUAUUGGAAACCAUGCAAAAAUAAAAGAUAUAGGUCAUCUGUAACACUCCUGGUUUAGGUGCAACCGCUUCGUGUUAAUCCUUCAAAAUCGGUUCUCCUCAAUCUAACAAACCUUUCAAACCAAGCAAAACAGCUUAAGCAAGAGGAAGGCUUGUCAUUUUUCACGAACUUAAUUUUCUUCGAGUCUCUUAUUAAAGAUGCUAUGGAUAUCUUUAACUCUUUGCUAAACCAAAUGGUUCUCAACAAGUUGGUAGCCUUCAUCUGCAACUUGAUUGGUGUAAGAGUUCAUGCAAGAAUAAAAGAAGCAGCAACGGCAGGCUAUGUGGCGAUCAAGCCAGAUAUCUCAAAGAAUGUGGUCAAGGAGGGAUCAGCCAGCAACUUCCGAACAAGAUUGAGCCCUGGUGAAGUUUCAGCAGAAGGUGAAAUAUGUUGUGUUUGUUUAUCAAGCAUGGAGGAGGGAGAUGACAUGCGUGUUCUUCCUUGUUUGCAUCGGUUUCAUCGGGUGUGUGUUGACAGGUGGCUCAAUGCAUGCAGGAAGAAUUGCCCAGUAUGCCGGUUUUCUAUGGGACAAGAAGAGAGGUUUCAUAGAAGGGAAGCCUUCACUGAGGAGAUGUUGACCUGGUUUUCAUCUUUCCAUGUAGCUGGCUUCUAGCCUUUUUUGUUUUUUUUUUUCAAUGUAAUAUUGUAAACCGUUGAUAAAAAUGAUAUUCCGUUGCCGGGAAUCGAACCCGGGUCUCCUGGGUGAAAGCCAGAUAUCCUAACCGCUGGACGACAACGGAACUGAUUUUUAAGAACUUCUAUGUUAAUAAUUAAUAUAAAGAGUAACGCGGUAAUCAGUGGAAUAAAAAGAAAACAAUGAUAAAAGGACAAAGGUAUGCAGAUGUUGUAUAAAAGACAAAUAUGAACCGUAAUCCAUUGGACCGAAAGGCCAGGGUCAAGGUUGGUCCAGUUUGUAUUUUGGAAAAAUGGGAAGAGAAAUGAAUAUUUCAUGAAAAAACUGUUGAUUUUGAAAAUUGGAAUUUUCCCAUUUGUUGAAUGAUAUUCUGUACGAAACUUGAUUGAGUGGCUUUAUAUAGAAUGAUAUUUGGGCAUAAUUUAUAAGCUGUCCGAAAUAGAAAAAGUAGGUUUAUGGAAAGAGGA
Durio zibethinus is the source of this 1639-nucleotide messenger RNA. RefSeq lists its product as uncharacterized. Gene Ontology annotation, molecular function: ubiquitin protein ligase activity. The record is from RefSeq and is a predicted model, not a curated record. NCBI's taxonomy places the organism in Eukaryota, Viridiplantae, Streptophyta, Magnoliopsida, Malvales, Malvaceae. Gene Ontology annotation, biological process: ubiquitin-dependent protein catabolic process; protein ubiquitination. Gene Ontology annotation, cellular component: plant-type vacuole.